UCCUGACCCGCACUCUCCUGUUCUUCUAGUAGCUCGACUUUCUUCUCUCAACUCAACAAAAACCUUCCAAAACUAGCCGUUGCCUACUCGCCUUCUCCGGCGGAACCUCUUAAUUCUGAAAACACCGAAAAAGAAAAAAACAAAAACAAAACACUAUUUGUUAAAUUCAGUAAUUUUUCAAACUACUAAUUUAUUUAAAACAAAUUUAAUAACCAAAUGAGUAAAGUUAUUCUCGGCUUGCCGGGACCUUGGGCUGACGAUAAUCGUGAGCCGUCCGAUCACUACACCUCAAAAAUUGGCGGACUUCCUGACUGGCCUUUUUAUACGGAGAGUUUAAACCCUAAUUUGCUUCAGUGUGGUGCUUGUGGAAGUAAACUCUAUCUUAUUGCUCAGGUUUAUGCUCCGGUGUCGAGUGAGAGUUUAAGGAUUGAAGAACGUGUUGUAUAUGUUUUUGGAUGUGUAAUGUUAAAUUGUGGGAGCAGUCCCCUUAGUUGGAGAGCUCUUCGUGUUCAGAAAUUAGAUGAUGUGAAGGAAUCGUGUAGUGCCGCUGAAGAAAUGGUUCCUUCGAAUUCUGUUUCAGGUUCGAAAAAGAGCUGGUGGGAUAGUUUUGAUGACGAUGAAGAUGAUGAUUUAGAUUUGGAGGCUUUGGGUAAAGCACUUUCUGAAGCAUCAAGCUUGGCUUCUCAUUCCAGGAAAACAAAGAGUAACCAGAAUUCUAAGUCUAGUGUGAAGCCUUCACCUUUGAGCCAGCAGAAAAGAGUUGUAGAUGUUGAUACACCGGUUGUGCCCUGCUUUUACAUUUAUAAUCAUGAAGUGUCGUUAUCAAAGGAUGUUGCUUCUAUAUGUUCAAACUAUUCUUCACUUUCCCUUAAGGAGAAACAAACUGAUGUCGGUGAUCAGGUACAAGAAGAAAGGUGGGAAGAGGAACGCUAUGAGUAUGAUAAAGCUUUGACUGUAGAUAGGACUUACCUAAAGUUCAAGAAACAGUUGGAUGCAUACCCAGAACAAUGUUUCAGAUAUUCAUAUGGUGGGAAGCCCCUUCUGGCUACAGCAGAAGAGGGAGACCCUGGAAAGUGCAAGCUCUGUGGAGGUUCAAGGCACUUUGAAAUGCAGCUGAUGUCCCCAUUAAUAUAUUUUCUACAAGAAGCUACUGAUGAUUGUCAAAACUAUUCUUUGGAGAACUGGAAUUGGAUGACACUCAUUGUGUACACUUGUUCUAAGAGCUGUUUGAACUCAGUCGAUCGAGAAAAGUCCAACAAUGGGGGCUGGAUUGUGACAGAGGAGGCUGUUGUAGUACAGUUUGAGAAAUGCUUGAAUCAAUCUGCUCAGCUUAACUAUUUCUCAUGAUUUUUGUCUUACUUGAUAGAACCGAAGAAAUCAGAGGUAUUAAGUGCUACUCGGUCAUCGAUUUUGGUUUUAUUUAUAAAGGGUUUCUGUAUCUAGAAAAUUGGUAUAUAGCACACAUUAGUCUGUGAACGGCGAUCCAAAGUUUCUCCUAUAUAUGAAUUUUGUUAGUGUUUUGAGCUGCUAGUUGCAGGCAUAGCC
This is a messenger RNA of Pistacia vera, 1545 nucleotides long. Its product is annotated as programmed cell death protein 2-like. The transcript has 7 exons. Lineage: Eukaryota; Viridiplantae; Streptophyta; Magnoliopsida; Sapindales; Anacardiaceae. Gene Ontology annotation, cellular component: cytoplasm. The record is from RefSeq and is a predicted model, not a curated record. Bases 217 to 1347 code for a protein of 376 amino acids.